AUGUCGGCCGCCCGGCCUGCUUCUCCCCGGGAGGAAGGCGAGCUGGAGGACGGCGAGCUGAGCGAUGACAGCGUGAGACCCGAAAGCCCUCAUUAUGUCCGGCACCGGCCCAGCAGCCGAGGGCCACCGCUACACUACAGGCCCCGUCCUCAGAGACCCUCGCACGGCUACCGGCCGCCCCCCCGACUUCCACAGCCGCCGCCUUCCAGGCCCUCAUUCUGGGAGCGCAGCCAUGACACGCUGGGCCGCUUCCGUUCACGGGGGAGAGGCGGAAGGUUCUGGGACCGAGACUGGGGGGAGCGAGGUAGCAAGCCAGGAGGAGCCCGACCGGGAAGCUGGAGAGCCCCGUCCCCCCGGAAACUUAAAAGUGUUGUUAGAUCUCCACCUAGAAAAUCUAGUCAUUCAUCAAAAAAUGAAAACUGUGAAGAGGAGAGCUUUGAAGAUCUGCUUUUAAAAUAUAAGCAGAUAAAACUUGAACUUGAAUCCAUUAAUAAGGAUGAAAAACAAGCUCUCAAAGAACAGCAUAGUAAAGAACAGCAUAGUAAAGAACAGCAUAGUAAAGAACAGCAUAGUAAAGAACAGCAUAGUAAAGAACAGCAUAGUAAAGAACAAGAAACCCCUGUGAAGGAAGAAUGUCCUACGGGUGAUGCGGUGAAUCUGGAGCCAUCUGUGGAGGAGAAACCACCAGUGAAGACUUUCCAGUCCUUUGAGCUUAAACCUCUUAGACAAAAAUUAAAACCUAUUACUGACAAGAAGAAACAAAGUAUUGAGGAAGAAUCCAGCUCGGUUGUAAUUACCAGUGACCCUGAAACUCCUGAACCAGAACUUGAUAAAAUUGAUCAGACAGUGACCCCUGAGAGCAGCACUACAGAUACCAAAAAUGAGAACCCUGUCAGAGAGGAAGAGGAAUUGUCGGAGCUUCAUUUGCGUCUUUUGGCUUUGCAGUCUGCAAGUAAAAAAUGGCAGCAAAAGGAACAAUUGGUAAUGAAAGAGGGGAAGGAAAAACUAUCAAAGGGUAAGAUAGAGCCUCAGAAAGAGAAGAUUCAAACAGAGUCCCAAAAAGAGAAGGUCAGGACUGAGCACCAGAAAGAAAAGGCCAAAGCAGAGCCUCAGGUUGAGAAGGGAAGCUCAAAUUCCAUUACAUCACGUAAAGUCAACAGUGCUGCUUAUGCAGCAAAACAGGCGCUCAGAAGACAACAAACAAAAGCAUGGAAAAAGUUGCAACAACAGAAAGCUGAGGAAAAGCGCAGAGAGGAAGAGGAGAAAAAGAAACAGGAAGAAGAAGAAAAAAGAAAAAGAGAAGAAGAAAUAAGAAAAAUUCGAGACCUUUCCAACCAGGAGGAACAGUAUAAUAGGUUCAUGAAGCUUGUAGGAGACAAGACUAAACGGUGCAAGUCUUUCGAUGCAGAUCAGAAACGAUCUGACAAGCUGGAGAGCUCUGGAUGUGUUUACCAGUAUGACAACUAUGAAGAGGUUGCAAUGGACACAGACAGUGAGACAAACUCUCCAGGUACCUCACCAACAAGACUACAUUAUUCUGCUUGUAGCUCCAUGGGACAUUUACCCUCCGCAUUGUGUGUUACAGAUCAAUAUCCUUCAGAUAUAUGGCCACAUCUCAGUGAUGUCUCUUUAUAUGGCUCUGUAAUCUCUGGAGCUUCUUCUGAAAUAUUGGUCCCGCCUCCACCACUUCCACCAGAAGAGCCAGAGCAGCCUCCUAAGCCCCCUUUUGCAGAUGAAGAGGAAGAGGAGGAAAUGCUGCUUCGUGAAGAACUUUUAAAAUCUUUGGCUAACAAAAGGGCUGUAAGACCAGAGAAGCCGAGUAAUAACAAUCAACCUCUAUCACCUCCUAUUAUUAAUAUUAUGCCUGUGCCAAGGAUCAUGUUAACUGCAGCCAGUGUGAACUCUUCCUCUCAUCGGAAGAAUAAUAUUCCGAUUACCAGAGUCUUGAGACCUAUAAGACGUGUAAUAAAGCUUCCAAAGCACAAGUCAGUAGUCGUAACACUGAAUGCUUCUGACUCUGAUGAGUCAGACCCAGAGCCACCUAGUCCAGGCCUUGGUGUAUUUGGAGGGUUGGAAUCUAUGAUCAAAGAAGCCAGAAGAACUGCAGAGGCAUCAAAACCAAAAGCACCUUCAAAAUCUGAAAAAGAAAAUGAUCCUUUGAGGACUCCGGAAACCUUACCAGAAGAUAAGAAGAUUGAAUACAGACUUCUGAGGGAAGAGAUUUCUAGUCGUGAAAAGCAGAAACCCUUAAAAGUGGACCAGAUAGGAACAAAUCUGUCUCCAGCGAACUCUGAUAUAGAAGUAGAUGGCAGCCGUAAACCUGUAAAGGAUCUAAAAGUAGCAGAAGCUGAAUCGAGGCAUACAAAGCAAAAAAUGCUCUUGAUCAAGGAUGAGUCUGUCCUGAAAAAUCUUUUGCAGCAGGAGGAGAAGAAAAAGGAAUCGAUCAAAAAUGCAGAGCUAAAAAUGACCAAACUCACCGAACAACUGAAAGCAACCGAAACAUUUCUGAAUGCCAGCAGGGUCUUCCUCAAAAACUUACAGGAACAGAUUACCAAAGUACAGCUCAGAGUUCUUGAUACAAGGAGUCUUGCUUUAAAAUCUGGGGAAGAACUUGCCCGGGCUAAAGCAGUGGUUAGUCAAGAGUUGGGGAAAAGAAAGCUGGAGCCAAGCACUGUUGGAGCUAAUAAGAUGUUUAAACCAAAUCCGGGAUCAGACAGCCCCAGAAAGCAGUCGGCAGAGGCUAUUGCACUCGAGAAGAAGCGACUGCAAGAAUUAGAAAAAGAAUAUGCUCUCAAAAUUCAAAAACUUAAAGAAAUGCAAGCUAGAAAAAUUAAAGAACAGACUGUCCACUAUCCACCUGUGAUUGAAGAGCAACCAGAGUUUGUACUACCACAACCAUCUCUCCAUGACCUCUCCCAGGACAAAAUAACCCUUGACGCAGAGGAAAAUGAAGCAGAAGAUGAGGAUUUAUCUACUUCUGUUAAAGAAAGACGGAGAUCAUUCCGUGAUGUAAACUCCUUUACCAAACCUAAUUUGAAGCACACUGAGCUUACACCUUAUAGGGACAGCAAUGCUAAGCCUUCUAAGACUUCUACAGAGGGGCCAGAACUGUUUAUGGGUUUAAAUAUUGAUGAACUUAGAAGUCUUUGGUCCUCCAGCUCUGACUUGUUAGCAGAGCUUCUUUCAAGGGGAGACUCAUUACUAGUACCACAGGACAAACUGUCUUCAGGAAAAGUGACACCAGUGGAUAUGGAUUUGAUUGCUACACAGACAAAACAGACAGAUCUAAAACCUUUCCCUUUUGGGACAUAUCAGAGCCCACUUCUUGUUUUCAAGUCCUAUAGGUUCAGUCCAUAUUUUCGCACAAAGGAGAAGUUGCUCCUGAGCUCUGUAUCUUAUAGCAACAUGAUUGAACCUAAGACAUUUUUCUGUCGCUUUGACCUUCAGGGCACAUGCAAUGAUGACGACUGUCAGUGGCAGCACAUGCGUGACUGCACGCUCAGUCGUAAACAGCUAUUUCAAGAUAUUCUGUCUUAUGACUUGGACUUGAUUGGAUGCUCUGAAAAAAGUACUGAUGAGGAAAUUAUAGCUGCAACUGAAAAAUACGUUGACAGACUUUUUGGUGUGAACCGAGAUCGCAUGUCAAUGGAUCUGAUGUCAGUUCUUCUUGUGAGUCAUGUAAAUGAAAGCCUAAAUCACGUUCCACCACACACUACAUAUAAAGAGAAGAGAAAAUGGAAGCCCAUGUACUGGAAAAAAACCUCUUUCAGAUAGUAGCAGCAGUGAUGAAGAGGAGACUACAAAAGCAGUUAGCUGUGUUCCAGCAAGUCCCUCAGAGCUCAAAACAAAGGUUCCUAUUCAUGAUGGUGUUGUCACUACAGAUGAUGUCAGGUAUUUUACAAGUGACACUGAUGACAUUUCUAACCUGGAGGCAAGCGUGCUUGAUAACCCCCAAGAUAUACAGCUAUGGAUCAAAUUGGCAUACAGGUGCUUGAAUCAAAAUGAGGGAACUUCCUCAGAACGUUUGGAUUCAUCGUUGAAUGUAUUAUCUCGAGCAUUAGAACAUAACAGAAAUAAUCAAGAGAUCUGGGUCCACUACCUUAAAUUAUUUUCUAAAAGGGGCACUGCAGAAGAAAUUCAGGAGAUGUGUGAGACCGCAGUGGAAUAUGCCCCUUCCUUUCAGAUUUGGUGGAGUUUUCUGACUUUGGAGAAUUCCUUUGAUGGGAAGGAUCAGGUGUGCAGCCGUGCAUUACAGUACCUUAUGCAGCAAAUACAGGAUCCUCAGAAAUCUGCACUGCUUUCAUUGCAGUGUUUAGAAAUUCUGCUGUACCGUGCUCAUCUAAACCUGUUUACAGGAAGAAUCCAAAACGCCCAUGCCAUUUUACAGAAUGCUUUAAAGUCUCCUUGUGAGAAGAGUAUAGCAGAUCACCUUACUCCCCAGGACCGCUGCUUAGCAUGGCUUUCUUACAUUCACCUCAUGGAGUACAAUACUCUACCUGCUAAUUUCUAUGACGCAACAGUUGCAAACCCUUCCAGGAUAGUUAACAAGGAGCCAUUUAUAAUGCACUGGCUGAAUUUCCAAAGUGUAAAGACUGAUCCUACCAUGCUGCUUGCUCUAUUUUGAAGCUGCUGUCUUUUCAUGUUCUGAUGAAAAUUUAAAUGCCGAGGAAAGAAUAGAAGUUUGCCUACCACUUUAUAAAAAUAUGAUCCUCAUCAAUCUUAUGUUAAAUAGGCCUUCUGCAGCAGUGGACAUUUGUAAACAGCUGCUUGAUGGUUGGAGUGAUAAUUGUGACAUACUAGAGACUUUAUGUUCUGUAUAUCUUAAAAUUGAACAACCAGUUGAUGGCAUGGAAGUAUGGAUGACUGCAUUCAGAAAUAAUCCUGGAAACACGCAAAUAUUAUAUAAUGUCUGCAGAUUUUUAGUACAACAGGGAUGUCUUGAUAAUAUACCAAUGUUAAUGAAAGAAUUCAUUGAGUUGUUCUUUGAAAACAUCGAUGAUCAGUGCAGUCCAGUAGAUCUUCUGAGGCAUCUACUGAAUCUCUCUUUACCAUUGGAUUUCAAAGUGCCUGUAUGCAAAGUCGAAGGCUGUUUUAGUGCUUCAGAUUUGCAAACAUCUUAUCUCUGGCUUGUUUUCUGCCUAUGGCAGUCUGUUUACGCUAGCACAGCUGAGGCAGUCGAUGCAUAUGAAUCUGCACUGGGGACUGUGAUGCAACCGAAUAUGCUGCAGAAGCUUUGGAUGGAUUAUCAUGUCUUUACGAACAGCAAACUUGUGGGAUCCAGAAAUAAAGUCCAAGAUAGUAAGCAUUUUACAGAUUUAGUAAACAGAUGUCUAAUGACUGUUCCUACCCGGCACCCAACUCCUUUUAGCACAGCUGAUUAUUGGACCAACUAUGAGUUUCACAAUUCAGUUAUUUAUUUCUAUAUGAGCUGUGUUCCCAAGUCACAGCAUUCUAAGAUUUUAGAGCGCUUUUCCUCCAUGAUGCCUGCAAAUCUUGGACUUGCACUCAGGGUACUUAAGCAAGAAUUGGAAGACAACAAUAUGCAAACUGUGAAAAUGCAGUCGAAGAUGUUUUUACAUAUAACUUCCCAAUGUGCCUGCCCAUCUGGAAAAUAGCCAUUGCAGCAGAAACUUUCCUAAAAGGACAGAAGGAGGUCCAUCGUUUGUAUGAAAGAGCACUUCAGAAGUUGCCUCUGUGUGCUGAUCUCUGGAAAGAUCAACUCUUGUUUGAAGCAUCAGAAGGAGGUAAAACUGAUAACCUGAGAAAACUAGUUUCCAAGUGCCAAGAGGUUGGAGUCAGCCUAGAUGAGCUCUUAAAUUUAAAAACAGAAAGCAAGAAUCACUGA
This is a messenger RNA of Staurois parvus, 5845 nucleotides long. NCBI's taxonomy places the organism in Eukaryota, Metazoa, Chordata, Amphibia, Anura, Ranidae. The record is from the annotation of a GenBank genome assembly.